AUGACCAAAUAUUGGUUCCCCACCGCGUAUCGAGUGACGUUUCCGCAAGACGUACAGGCUUUCGAGAGGAAAAACUCCGUGCCCGUGAACGUGUACGGUUACGGUCGAGAACAAAGGUUCGUCUACCCGCUCAAAUUUCGCGUCUACGAUUUCGAGGCCAUUCUGGAAGCGGAACACAUGGGUCAGGCUUACGAGAAGCACGUCCCCAGUUCAUUUUGCUUACUCGUAAUCCGAUCCACGGUCUCGGGCAUCGUCGAGCAGUUUUUGUACCGGGGCGAGGACUGCGUGGAAAAGUUCAUUUCCAUCCUUAAUCAAUUGUCAAAGCUCAUUGGCGAAUGGAUUCGAAGCGAGGAAGUCCCAAUGGUGAGCGUGAACGAAGAGGCUCACGCGUCGGCCUCUCACUGCGCGAUUUGUGGCGAAUCGUUCGGAAGUCGAAAGAGAAAAGUCAGAGAUCACGACUACUUCAGCGGAUCGUACAGGCAGUCGUUGUGUCAGAGAUGCAAUUUAAAUUUGAGAGUAAACAAGAAAGUUAUUCCAGUGCUCGCGCACAACCAUUUGUAUGACCUGGCCUUUAUCCUACCGAAACACGACUUAUUCGAGUCUAAAGAUAUUAAGGUGCUCGCCACUAGCUGCCAGCAAUUUAAUCGACUCGACCACGUUGAGCUUCUGGUGCGGAAAGGAGUAUUUCCCUGCGACUACGUGACCAGUUUCGAGGCUUACCGGGAGCCCGAGCUACCGCCGUGCGAGCCGCUUUACAAGAAGCUUAACAACAGCCAAAUUUCAGAGGAGGACUAUCGUCACGCCAAAAGCGUCUUUGAAACAUCAAAUUUCAAAAACACGUACGAGCUCGAUCCGUUACACUACGUUUCCCUCCCCGCGCUCAGUCUCGCCUGCGCACUUGAACAAACUGAAGUAAAACUGGAGCUGCUCGACGACGUGGACGCGUAUCUCUUCAUCGAAGCGGGUCUGCGAGGAGGAAUUGUUCAAUGUGCUAUUCGUAACACGAGGGCUGAUGUGUCAGGAACCGCAUGUUUCAAUCAGAACACGGUGGUUUCUCAAAUUUUAGACGUCGACGUGAACGGCCUGUACGCCUCCACUAUGCGACAACACCUUCCAUGCGCCGAUUUUCGCUGGUUAGACCGUGCGGAAAUCGACGCUCUCCACUUACAGCCCGAGGGUUACAUUUUAGACGUGGACCUUGACUACCCCCGGGAACUACACGAUUCGCACGCGGACUUUCCCCUGGCUCCCGAGGAACGAGGAGUCCCGUUCGAAUGGCUCUCACCCUGUCAAAAAGCGCUCGUCGAAAAAUUUCACCUACCCCAGCGAGAGUCUAAGCGAAAGUUGCUUCUCACCUUUUACCCGAAACGCAAUUACAUCAUUCACUACCGAAAUCUCAAGCUGUAUCUGGAAAUGGGCUUAAAACUAAAGACUAUAGAAAACCCACGUCAGUACAAUAACGUUGUCAUUAGCGUGAGCGAGGACGAAGUGCCGAAAACCCUGCAGAAACCUAACCUCAGACAGUUUGCGGCAAUUAGCCCGACCGUGGUGAUCUUUCAGUUUUCCCAGAGAACCCUACACUUGAACAAACCCGAGUACGCGGGCUUCUUUAUCCUAGAGAUGUCCAAACUGGUCAUGUACGAAUUUUUCUACAAGCAGGUCAGGCGCGUUUUCCCCGACGCUCGCGCAGCGUACAGCGACACGGACUCGUUCAUCCUCCAAAUCACCGACCCGAAUGUCGACUCGAAGCUCGCGACCCUUGCCGAAACUCACCUGGAUACUUCUGGGUACCCAGUCCAUCACCCUUUGUUCUCUCCCGCAAACAAAAUGAAACUAGGAGUGUUCAAAAGCGAGCUCCCAAAAGAUCACAUUCUUGGAUUUGUUUGUUUAAAACCGGAACUCUAUUUGAUGGAACUAGCCUCUAGAGAGCACUACGUGAGGGCGAAAGGGGUGAAAAGAUGCGAGUUCCGUAAGCUAACCUACGAGCUGUACGUUCAAACUCUCGAGCAACAAACUCUGUACAAGAUCACGCAGCGGAUUAUCGCUCGUAAGUUGUGCGAGAACAUGACUGUUGUCGUGGAGAAGAUACGAUUCAACCCGUUUGACAACAAGCGCUUCAUCGACUCUGACGGCGUUUCAACUCUUCCUUUUGGUCAUUGGAGCUUUUUGUGA
This is a messenger RNA of Ixodes scapularis (black-legged tick), 2172 nucleotides long. RefSeq lists its product as uncharacterized. Bases 1 to 2172 code for a protein of 723 amino acids. Lineage: Eukaryota; Metazoa; Arthropoda; Arachnida; Ixodida; Ixodidae. The record is from RefSeq and is a predicted model, not a curated record. The transcript has 5 exons.